AAAGAUCUGCUUGAACACCUGAGCUGGUUGCGCUCGUUGCGCGAUGGGUGCAAAGAGCUGGUGGUUUUCUUCAAACGGAACCACAAGUUGUGGUUCUUGCUUCGCCGUAAGGUGAAGGAGAAGAAACUCCGUGCUCUUGUUCUUACUGGCGAUACGAGAUGGGGAUCGGCGCUGGCUUGUCUAGCUAGUGUCCUUGCGGCUGAAUCCAUUUUAUUCACCAUUGUGUCGGGGUGA
Messenger RNA from Phytophthora nicotianae INRA-310, 234 nucleotides. RefSeq lists its product as hypothetical. The annotation marks the transcript as partial. The record is from RefSeq and is a predicted model, not a curated record. The transcript has a single exon. Lineage: Eukaryota; Oomycota; Peronosporomycetes; Peronosporales; Peronosporaceae.